UGAUACCAUUCCAAAUUCGUCUGCCUAUCAACUAUCAAACUAACAAACAGGCCCUGGGCUUCACCAGAGCUUUCCCAUCACGACAAAUCAGCAUUGCCAUCGAUCACCAUCAUCAUACAUCAUUCGAGAAUAGCACACAAUCCGAUAACAUGCCAGAUUCCGCCAACGCUCCCAAGCCGAGCAGCAGCGUCAAGCUAGUGUUGCUGGGAGAAGCAGCGGUUGGAAAGUCCUCUCUAGUCUUGCGGUUCGUCAACAAUGACUUUCAAGAGAACAAGGAGCCAACUAUUGGGGCUGCCUUCCUCACACAAAAGUGCAAUCUCCCCACGCGGACCAUCAAGUUUGAGAUAUGGGAUACGGCAGGCCAGGAGCGCUUCGCGUCGCUCGCCCCCAUGUACUACCGCAACGCGCAAGCCGCCCUCGUCGUCUACGACCUAACCAAGCCCACCUCGCUCGUCAAGGCUAAGCACUGGGUCGCCGAGCUCCAGCGCCAAGCAUCCCCGGGCAUCGUCAUCGCUCUCGUAGGUAACAAGCUCGAUCUGACCAACGACAGCGGAUCGUCGGGUCCGAGCGAGUCGGCAGCGGCAGCAGCAGCCGAGGGUGGCGAGGAAGAGUCGGGCGAUGCGCGCAAGGUGUCGACGGAUGAGGCCAAGACAUACGCGGAAGAGGAGAGCCUGUUGUUCUUCGAGACGAGUGCGAAGACGGGUCAUAAUGUUACCGAGGUGUUCACGGCCAUCGCUAAUGCCAUUCCCGAGACGUCAUUGAAGAGCACGAGGGGCCCGGGUGCGGCCAAUGCCGUUAGCCGGGUUGGGGAUGAGCAACGGGUCAAUUUGACGGGCCCGCGCGAGGCGGUCAAGGAGGGAUGUGCUUGCUGAUAAGCGACGAGUGCGUGUGGCCGUGCUAGGUCGGUUGUCGACAUAGUGAACGGAAAGUUGUUUGCCGCUGCAUUUUUUAAACUUGUUCAUACGGAGUUGUUGGGUCUCCGUAAAUUGGGUUUUCGCGGGAAAAUUUUUGUUGCGCAUGAUUAUUUCCGUUGGUACAUGAUGGAUUUCAGCAACCAACAUACAGUUACUCGAGCGUGUUACCAGUGGAUGCCGAUGUAUUCGCAGGUAGAGGGAUGUCGUCCCGGGUGGCAGGUAGUCUUAGCUUACUUGAUCCAUGUAGCAAAUAAUUCAGAGUUCGACCAGUUUGUGUCAUUCA
Molecule: messenger RNA, 1197 nt
Organism: Pseudomassariella vexata
Lineage: Eukaryota; Fungi; Ascomycota; Sordariomycetes; Amphisphaeriales; Pseudomassariaceae
Product: Rab5-like protein ypt51
Exons: 3
Coding region: 150-872 (240 amino acids)
Molecular function (GO): GTPase activity; GTP binding
Source: RefSeq, a predicted model, not a curated record